Molecule: messenger RNA, 2216 nt
Organism: Osmerus eperlanus (European smelt)
Lineage: Eukaryota; Metazoa; Chordata; Actinopteri; Osmeriformes; Osmeridae
Gene: anks1aa
Product: ankyrin repeat and SAM domain-containing protein 1A
Exons: 15
Coding region: 267-2216 (649 amino acids)
Biological process (GO): ephrin receptor signaling pathway
Cellular component (GO): cytosol
Molecular function (GO): ephrin receptor binding
Source: RefSeq, a predicted model, not a curated record
GUAGCUUCGAGGAAGUGACGCUUUGAGGACCAGGGCAAAGGAAGUUUGCUUGGCGGUGCUGAACGAAACUUUUCCCCGGAGCGAUAGCAUAUACGAUCUGGAAUCCUGGAGAGUUGUACCGCUGGAGAGGUUGACCCAGCAGCCGAGGAAACCUUUGUUUCCCCCAGUAUAGCGAUAACUUGUACGGCUGUAGAUCGAAGUAGGAUCGCUAAGGAAUUCCAGACCCUCUCCUUUCCCCUACCACCCGAUUCCCUUUUCGUCCCGCGAUGGGGAAGGAGCAGGAACUCCUGGAGGCGGCGCGGACUGGAAAUCUUGCUGCCGUGGAAAAGCUUCUUUCAGGCAAACGACAAUCGACUGGAAGUGGUAGUGGAUCAUCUGGGACGGGUGGAGGUGGCAACAGCGGCGGUCACGGUGCCUCCUCUCACCCGCUUUCCAGCCUGCUCAGCAUCUGGAGGGGUCCCAAUGUGAAUUGUGUGGACAGCACAGGAUACACUCCUCUCCACCAUGCAGCCCUGAACGGUCACAGUGAAGUGGUAGAGGUGCUGCUACGUAACGAGGCCUUGACCAACAUCGCUGACAACAAGGGCUGCUAUCCCCUCCACCUGGCUGCCUGGAAGGGAGACCAGCGUAUUGUCAGGCUCCUCGUUCACCAAGGACCCUCACACCCCAAACUCAACGAACAGAGCUCUGUAGACCACAGAGAGUUCAAACGCUGUGGCCCCUUUGAUCCAUAUAUUAACGCCAAGAACAAUGACAACGAGACGCCGCUCCACUGUGCCGCCCAGUACGGCCACACCCAGGUGGUGUGCCUGCUGCUGGAGGAGCUGACGGACCCCACCAUGCGCAACAACAAGUUUGAGACGCCCCUGGACCUGGCCGCCCUGUACGGCCGGCUGGAGGUGGUCAAGCUGCUGCUCAGCGCCCACCCCAACCUGCUGAGCUGCAACACCAAGAAGCACACACCUCUGCACCUGGCCUCGCGCAACGGGCACCUGGCCGUGGUGGAGGUGCUGCUGGACGCCGGCAUGGACAUCAACUACGAGACGGAGAAGGGCAGUGCCCUUCAUGAAGCAGCUCUCUAUGGGAAGACAGACGUUGUCCAGAAACUCCUGAGGGCAGGUAUUAAUGUGAACGUGGUGGACUAUAAGGGCCUCACAGCGCUGGACACUGUCAGAGAGAUGCCCUCUCAGAACAGCCGACAGAUAGCUGCCCUCAUCCAAGGUCACCUGAGCGGAAAUCCUCCAGAUUUAGCCCUCCCUCCUCCUCCAGUCCCCCCACCUCAGGAGAGCCCCAGUCCAAGGAAAAAAGGUGAGAUGGAGCAGGUGAGUGAGCUGAUCUCAGGGCUGGCCCUGAGGCCGGAGGAGGAGAGCCCGUAUGAGGCCCUGUUUGAAGCCACGUCCUGCCACUCCCUGGACAGCCUAGCCAGUGGCAAGUCCUCUGACAGAGACUCUGGACGGCCAGACAGUGACGCUGGCAAGAAAGACCGUCUGGGCCACCCUACCCACCCUGCCCCAGGCCAUGAGGACGAGGCCCUGCACAUUAACAGCUGUAGUGAUGAGAGGCGGGGCCCGGAGGAGGAUCACACCUACGAGCUGCUGCUGUCUGCCCAGACCAAAGGACCCCCGCCCUCCCAGGACCCCCCAGCCCAGAAAGGUACAAGGACAGGACACAAUAAAAAGGAUAAAAAGAUCAUGUCUUCCAACAGCCUCCUACCUCAGCCACGGAAGCCCACCGCCCCCAUUGAGCUGCGUCCCCCAGGCCAGAUGGGAGAUACCCUGCACCCCCCCGGACCUGCACCUCUGGGGCCUGGGAGGACAGGCCAGAGAGCCCCUGGAGCUCAGAGCUGCGCCUCAGAGCUGCUCCUCAGAGCUGCGCCUCAGAGCUGCUCCUCAGAGCUGCCCCUCAGAGCUGCUCCUCAGAGCUGCUCCUCAGAGCUGCUCCUCAGAGCUGCCCCUCAGAGCUGCUCCUCAGAGCUGCGCCUCAGAGCUGCUCCUCAGAGCUGCCCCUCAGAGCUGCUCCUCAGAGCUGCCCCUCAGAGCUGCUCCUCAGAGCUGCUCCUCAGAGCUGCUCCUCAGAGCUGCUCCUCAGAGCUGCUCCUCAGAGCUGCCCCUCAGAGCUGCCCCUCAGAGCUGCUCCUCAGAGCUGCGCCUCAGAGCUGCGCCUCAGAGCUGCGCCUCAGAGCUGCGCCUCAGAGCUUCACCCCCCUGACAAACUAA